Messenger RNA from Durotheca rogersii, 2446 nucleotides. RefSeq lists its product as uncharacterized. The transcript has 6 exons. The coding region runs from base 254 to 2137 and encodes 627 amino acids. NCBI's taxonomy places the organism in Eukaryota, Fungi, Ascomycota, Sordariomycetes, Xylariales, Xylariaceae. Gene Ontology annotation, biological process: anterograde axonal transport. Gene Ontology annotation, cellular component: mitochondrion. The record is from RefSeq and is a predicted model, not a curated record.
CCUGCUCGAGUUUUUGACCAACUUGGACUGGACGCGUUUUUCUCUACCAUCCUUCGCCUGGUCAAUAACAUACCCACCACCUUAUUUUUAUUAUUUUUUUCCUCAGGUAUUCGCGUUAUCCUUCCCCCUUCUCUUUUCUUCUUGCCUCUUUUCGUCUCUCUGUUCGGCAAACAACAUCCGCCGCCGGCAUCGAGACCACGAAUACGAGGCAACAAAUCCAUCAAGCUCUUGUCACGACUUUGCUAUUAUCAGGAUGUCUGACGAGACACCUGCGCAAUCUGCCGCCGCGCAGCCUUCCGAAGCUGCCGCCACCACAACUGCUGCUGCUGCUGCUGCUGCUGAGGAGGGAGUCGUCUUGAAGCCUGUCGCGUCCGGCCCCGGGGCGAAGUCAAUUGAUUCCGACUCUACCACAGAGGCUGCAGAGCUCAAAGGGGAUGACUUAGAUGAGCCUACGGAGCCAACGGAAGAAUCAACUUCCACCGAGAAGGCCGUUUCGUCCGACACUAAGCCCACCGAGCCUGACGUCGAGAUGGCGAAUAAACCAGCUGACGAGACCAACCUUUCUACCGCUGGUGCCGAUAACGAGUCUAAGAAGGCUGUGGAGCCUGCGAGCGUCGAAGAGGAAGCAACUACACAAGCCGCCGAGGACGCUGCUGAAGGUACCGCAAAUGAAACGGAGUUACCGACCUCCGGAGAUAAGUCUAGAGCGCGUCGCAAGUCUGCCGGCGACAGCAAGGCAAAGAAGCUGAACAAGAAGGCAUCCCGAGUCAAGAUUCUGCACGUCGACGCGAAGCCGGGCGAUCAUUAUUUCGCCAAGCUCAAGGGGUUCCCACCGUGGCCCGUUAUCAUCGCAGAAGAAGGCAUGUUGCCUCAAAGUAUGCUGGGCACACGACCCGUCACUGCAGCACGACCCGAUGGAACGUACCGCGAGGAUUUCGCCGACGGCGGAAAGAGAAUCGCCGACCGAACAUUCCCCGUCAUGUAUCUUCACACCAAUGAAUUUUCGUGGACCACCAAUACCGACUUGAGCGAACUCGACCCGACAACGGUUGCCAGCCUCGUCACGACUAAGAUGCGCAAAGAUCUGCAGAAUGCGCAUCUUCUGGCCGCGGAACAGAACUCGUUGGAAUACUACAAGACCGUGUUGCAGGAGUUCGAAGAGCAGCGGCUCGCGCAGGCUGAGGCUGAUGCGGCCAAGAAGGCCAAGGCCAACAAGACACCCAAGAAAUCAAGCAAGGCUGCUGAAACCGUCACAGCGGACGAAGACGACGACAUCGAUAUGGCCGAUGUGGACGACGGUGAUGACGUAGAGCAGCCGGCGGAGAGGAAGUCGAAAUCCAAGAAACGCAAGGCGGAUGAUAACAGCGUACGGGAACUUAUAUCUGCCCCCCAACGCUCCGAGUCUGUCAAGAAACCUAAGAUCAAGUUGACAAACCUGCCGUCGUCUAAGGGAGCGAACGGUGUGAAAUCACCCACCAAGGAUGCUUCGCCCAAGCCUGUCAAGAUCAAGGCGAAGUCCGGGAGGAGUAGCAAGGAGAAAGCGGACAACAAGGAGAAGGAGCCAAAGGAACCAGAACUUAGCCCCGAGGAGCGACACGUACGCAAGGAGAAGGAAAUACUUUUCCUGCGCCACCGCCUGCAAAAGGGUCUACUUCUCCGAGACCAAGAGCCUAAGGAGGAAGAAAUGAAAUCGAUGUCCGAGUUCCUUGCGAAACUCGAAACAUUCCCCGAUCUAGAAGUCAGCGUCAUCCGCGUAACCAAGAUCAACAAGGUCUUGAAGGCCAUAUUGAAGCUGGAGACGAUUCCCAAAGAGGGGGAAUUUCAAUUCAAGCCGCGAUCGCAGACUCUAUUAGACAAGUGGAACAAGAUCCUCGCUACCGACGGGGCCGCUUCUGCACCUACGUCUGCCAACGGCGUGAACGGAGCACCGGCCGGUGUUGCGAAGGACGGGAAGGAGACGACCAACGGUGUAAAGGCGGAGCCAGAUAAGGCCGACUCGAAGAAUGACGUUGCGGAUAAGGAGGCAAAGGAAUCCGAAGCUAAAGAAGAUUCGGCCAGCGAAGACAAGCCAGACGCGGCGGAGAGUACGAAGGCUCCUACCGAUAAGGUGACCGCGGAGGUCGAGUCUACGGCAUGAAGUGACAGGUUUCCAGAUUGGACGAGACCCAAGGCGGUUUUUUUUUUUUAGGUGCCCGAAGAAUGAGGGCAGCAACUAUGGGCGUUUGGGGUAUAAGAUGGGCUUCAUCUCGUCGGGUGCGGCUGUGACGCGACAUUCCACUACUCCAAAGUGAGGAUGCGUACGACAUCUGAGGACCUGGACCCCGUAAUGUGUCCAUUCUAUGUACAAUUAAGCAGUACUUCAUUCCGAUCAGCUCCUGCGCGAUACCGGAGUCGUUGAUGUUUUGGUCAGGAGGGGCCUUUUGGCAAGGGAGAGAGAGAGGGGGAU